UUUCUAAAAAGUCUGCUCAAAUAUCUGACCGCCGAUACUGAAUUCGAAAAGCUGAAAAAGGCUAUGCCUCAAGAUGAAAUGGAUCAGAUGAGCGAAGCUUCACUGUCUACUAUUCGCCAAGUAAGUAUACAAAUAGGCUCAACCUUACCUAGUUUCAUUUUAACCAUUUAUAUAUGGAGUCUUUCUCUUGCCUUUCGUUUCAAUAUUCCAUUAUUUUGCAGUUAUUAUAAAGGGAAAUCCUAGUGAUGAAGAUUUAGCCAUGCUAAUCUCAGGAGAAAUAUUUAAUGAGUUUUCAGUGGUCUUCUACUUUAUUCUAACUUACUACCCAAACUAUAAAGAAAUUAUUUGUACUCGAGUGAUGUGGCUGGAUCUUGAUUCAUUCUUUUUGAUUCAAAUCGCAGCAUGCGACUCACCAUCACUGCUACACAGCUUCUUACUUCUGCUACUUUUUCUACUGAGCAAUAUGUCUUCCAGCAAGAAGAGUGAUGAACAACAUGAUCUUUACAUUAGGAGUUGGGGGCAUGCUUGUCAUGCUCUCAGAACCUGAGAAACUAGAUAAAAACAACCUGAUAGCUUCUGCAAUCACAAUCAUUUAUUUCUACUAUGGGUCAAAAGUGGUGCAUUUCCGUUGCAAGAAAAUGUACUCGAUCAUUCUGAACAACAAGAUGAUGGUCGAAGAAAAAGAAGUAUUUUCAAAGUGUUUCUUCAUUCUGUGUUGGUCCUUCCAAAAGACCUCAAGCAUGGCUCUGACUGAUACUCUAACAAUGAGUCCACCAGGAAAAUAAACCAGCUGGACAGUGAGGUCCAGAGACUCAAAAAGUUCAAAUUUCUGUGGAAAAUAAGAAAGGUAUGAAGGAAAUUCAAACACAAUCUCUAAGUCUACUGAAGUACCUUAAAACAAGACAGAAAACUCUUGAAGGUCAGAGAGAGCCACACAAGCAAGAUAUUGUUAUCGAGUAUCCAAGAGCCAACUCUCGAAGUCUUGAAGAGCUCAAAGAAAUUAGCAAAGAAGAAGAUUCUUCAGACUCAAUGCACGAAUUUUAGUAUCAAGUCUCUGGAAAUUGAACGGAAAGGCCGACCUUUAUUCUUACAUGUCUUCAUUGAUACAACAGAUAUCAUCAAAUUAGAAGAAGUCAAGAACAGAAUCAAGAUGCAAAGAGUGAUGUUUGCGAGUUCGAGCCAUGAGUUCAGAACUCCACUCAACGCGAUUAUGAACUCUUUUAAUUUCAUUGGUAUGAGUUUUGGCCACUCGGAAAGCUUCAUUGAAAAUCACAUUUCUUUACAAGAACUACAUGGUGCAAACAUCAUCGAACACAUUGAUGGUAUUAAAAGGUUUUUGAGAACUGGAAACAUAUCAUCCAAAUUACUUCUGGUUCUAGUAGAAGACAUCUUGAACUUAUCUAGAAUUGACAAUGGUACUUUCACUCUCACUCAUGAAGAUUUAACAUCCCAGAACUUCUGAAAGAGGUUCAAUCUCUCUUUAUCAUUCAGUGAACCAACUAGAAUAUUUACCUAUAUAUUGACUGCCAUUGAAGCCUUCACAGGCGCAAAGUGAACUCAGACAGAAACAGGAUCAGACAGGUAUUGCUUAAUUUGGUAUCUAAUUCUCUCAAGUUCACUUUUGAAAGAUCAAUCUCAAUAAUGGUCGACUUCACCAGAGAACUUGAUGGUUCUCAGCUGCUUGAGUUUAGAGUCAAAGACACUGGCUCUGGAAUCAAACAAGAAAACCAAAGCAAACUGUUCAGACUCUUUGGAAUGCUCGAAGAUACAAAUAAAGUCAACCCAAAUGGAUGUGGGCUUGGACUCACAGUCAGUAAGAAGUAUGUAGAAUUACUUGGAAGAUCUAUCACUGUUGAUUCAGUUUAUGGGGAAUGCACAGAAUGGUCUUCACCAUCGCACCUAGAGAAAUCAAGCAAACUCAAGAAAACAAUCAGCUACAUCUUCUAAAUGUGUCUCAGGCUGAUCUAAGAGCGGCACCAAUCCUGCAUUACUCUGACUACAGAGUCAACGAGGAGCAUACCAUCGGGAAG
Messenger RNA from Moneuplotes crassus, 2030 nucleotides. The record is from the annotation of a GenBank genome assembly. Lineage: Eukaryota; Ciliophora; Spirotrichea; Euplotida; Euplotidae.